Molecule: messenger RNA, 2986 nt
Organism: Erinaceus europaeus (western European hedgehog)
Lineage: Eukaryota; Metazoa; Chordata; Mammalia; Eulipotyphla; Erinaceidae
Product: multiple C2 and transmembrane domain-containing protein 1
Exons: 16
Coding region: 665-2986 (773 amino acids)
Biological process (GO): regulation of neurotransmitter secretion
Cellular component (GO): synaptic vesicle membrane
Molecular function (GO): calcium ion binding
Source: RefSeq, a predicted model, not a curated record
UUUGGGAAACUGUGGCUGGAUCCCCAGACACGAGUUGGCUCCGCGCCCUACCUAGCUCCACCCGGCUCUCUCCCGCCCUUCCUCCCACCUCGGAGCCGGAGGAUGGUCCGGGAGCGCUCCGGCGGCGGCGGGGUGGCAGGUCCCCGGCCGGACCCGCCCUGCAGUGGGAGCCGUGCGCGCGCCCAGUUUGGAGGGAGCCGCCCCCGCAGCUGACAGGUGCUGCCCGGAGGGCGCGGGCUGCGGUCCGGGGCGCUGCUGGCUUCUCACACCAGGUCGCGUGUAGCCUCCCGAGCCCAGAGCCGACGAGGAGCCGGAGUCAGGGCGCGGCCUGGGGGACGCCGGUGGACUGGAGCCCGGGUGCUCGGAGCUCGAAACUUUGCUGGCGCGGCGGCGACCCGGAUUCGGUGACGGCGCCCGCCCAGCCCGGCAGGUGAGGGAAGCAGCAGCAGCAGAGCCGGAGUCCCGCGGUCCCGGAGCCUCGGCGCCGGCAGCGGCGUCUUUCCCCGGUGCUGGCCUGAAGCCUCUGGGCACCCCCGGCUUCUGCUGCUGCGCCCGCCGCCACCGCGGGGCUCCGCGAGGAGGCGCAGCUCCAGAGGGCGGAGGAGAAGAAGGAGGAGGAGGAGGAGGAGGAGGAGGAGGGGAGAGGUGGAGCAGGGGGUGGAGGAUGGAGCCCCGGACUGGAGCGGCGGGCUCUCCCGAGCCUGCACCGGCGUCCUCCUCCUUCCAGGCCCGGCUGUGGAAGAACCUGCAGCUGGGGGUGGGCAAGAGCAAGGGCGGCCGCGCCGGGGGCCCGGAGCGUCGCACUGCGGACACCCCGUCACCCUCCCCGCCACCCCCAGGGGGCAGGCGGGACACUCUGGCCCGCGCGGGUGGCACGGGCAGCAGGUGGAGCGGCUUCAAGAAACGGAAACAGGUACUGGACCGCGUCUUCUCCUCCUCCCAGCCCAACCUGUGCUGCUCCUCGCCGGAGCCUCUGGAGCCAGGCGGCGCCGGCAGGGCAGAGCAGGGGUCCGCGCUGCGCCGCCGCAUCCGAGAGCAUUUGCUCCCGGCGGGAAAGGGACAGGCGGCGGCCGCCGGAGCAUCCGGAGUGACGCCUCCUGGUGGACUGUCCCCGGACUCUGCUCCUUCUUCAUCUUCCGCUUCAUCGUCCUUGUCCUCUUCACCCCAGCCGCCCCCGAGGGGGGCCCGCGCCCGAGAUGAGAGUGCACGACCUCGGGGUCCUGGGGCGCACUUAUGUCACCAGAAGAGUUCCUCUCUGCCGGGGACUGCCUGCCUGGAGCAGUUGUUGGAGCCGGUGCCUCCUUCUGCAGAGCCGGCGCCCAUUCCAGCGGAGCCCGAGACCCCAGAGAAGCUGGAGGAGCAGAGCAACAGCCAGAAAAUAAAUAGUGCUGGAACCAGUAAUGCAGAUGUCCCUUUGGCUGAUCCCGGAAUGUACCAGUUGGACAUUACAUUAAGAAGGGGUCAAAGUUUAGCUGCCCGAGAUCGAGGAGGGACAAGUGAUCCAUAUGUGAAGUUUAAAAUUGGGGGAAAAGAAGUUUUUAGAAGCAAAAUAAUACAUAAGAACCUCAAUCCAAUAUGGGAAGAGAGAGCCUGCAUUCUUAUUGAUCAUCUUAGGGAGCCACUGUAUAUAAAGGUAUUUGACUACGACUUUGGGCUACAAGAUGACUUUAUGGGCUCAGCCUUUCUGGAUCUCACACAACUGGACUUAAAUAGACCCACAGAUGUGACCCUAACACUGAAGGAUCCCCAUUAUCCUGACCAUGAUCUUGGAAUCAUUUUGCUGCUGGUCACUCUCACCCCUAAAGAAGGCGAAUACGGGGAUAUGACAAUGCUAAUGAGGAAGAAUUGGAAAAGAUCAAGUAAGGAACUCUCAGAAAAUGAAGUGGUUGGAUCUUAUUUCUCUGUGAAGUCUUUCUUUUGGAGGACGCACAACAGGCCUGCUUUUCCUGUCCAGGGCUUCAGCAGAAUAGCUCUUCCGAGUGUUUAUAACCAAAAUGCACAAACCCAAAGUUUACGUCUGUCAGACCUCCACAGAAAAUCACAUCUUUGGAGAGGAAUAGUCAGCAUCACCUUGAUUGAGGGUCGAGACCUCAAGGCUAUGGAUUCAAAUGGGUUAAGUGACCCCUAUGUGAAAUUUCGACUUGGGCAUCAGAAGUACAAGAGCAAGAUUAUGCCAAAAACUUUGAAUCCUCAGUGGAGGGAACAAUUUGAUUUUCAUCUCUAUGAAGAAAGAGGUGGAAUCAUUGACAUCACUGCCUGGGAUAAAGAUGCUGGGAAAAGGGAUGAUUUUAUUGGCAGGUGCCAAGUUGACCUGUCGGUCCUUAGUAGGGAACAGACACAUAAAUUGGAGUUACAGCUGGAAGAAGGUGAGGGACACCUGGUACUGCUCGUCACCCUGACAGCUUCGGCCACAGUUAGUAUCUCUGACCUCUCUGUCAACCCCCUGGAAGACCAGAAGGAGCGAGAGGAGAUAUUAAAGAGAUAUAGUCCUUUGAGGAUAUUUCACAACCUGAAAGAUGUGGGAUUUCUCCAAGUAAAAGUGAUCAGAGCAGAAGGGUUAAUGGCUGCUGAUGUCACAGGCAAAAGUGACCCAUUUUGUGUAGUUGAACUGAACAAUGACAGGUUAUUAACACAUACAGUCUACAAGAAUCUCAAUCCUGAGUGGAAUAAAGUCUUCACAUUCAACAUUAAAGAUAUCCAUUCAGUUCUUGAAGUGACAGUUUUUGAUGAAGAUCGGGAUCGAAGUGCUGACUUUCUGGGCAAAGUUGCUAUACCAUUGCUGUCUGUGAAAGCCAGCUUACGAACAUUAAUACCCAAAGAACAGAAGUACAUUGAAGAGGAAAACAGACUCUCUAAACAGCUGCUAUUAAGAAACUUUAUCAGGACGAAGCGUUGUGUCAUGGUGCUUGUAAAUGCUGCGUACUACGUUAAUAGUUGCUUUGAUUGGGAUUCACCCCCAAGGAGCCUGGCUGCUUUUGUGGUAUGA